Hymenoscyphus albidus is the source of this 3835-nucleotide messenger RNA. NCBI's taxonomy places the organism in Eukaryota, Fungi, Ascomycota, Leotiomycetes, Helotiales, Helotiaceae. The record is from the annotation of a GenBank genome assembly.
CAUCAGUCUACAAGCCACACAAAACACGAUCGCAACAUGACAGAAUUCUCAAGCGAAUCUUCCCUCGUACAGGUUGAACUCAACGAAUAUGGCGUAGCCCUCAUCAAACUUAAUCGCCCGGAGAAGCGAAAUGCCCUUUCCCAGAGCCUGAUUGACACCCUCAUCAGAGCCAUGGUCAUGGUUGAGACCGAUCAUAAAAUCAAAGUGGCGGUUUUAACAGGAAGCAGAACAGCGGGACCAUUUUCCGGUAAGUUUGCCAUUUCGCCCUUUAGGGAGCGAUUUUAGGAGCGAUUUUAGCAAUCCCGAAAACAGUUGAAACUACUGUAACCUUAGCUACAUCGAACUGAAUUCUGAUCAUCAUUUUCCAUAGCGGGUGCUGACUUGUCGGAACUGCUUCAUAUCUCCACUUCGCAAGCAUACGCGAUGCAAUACCUCGCCGAUUUGAACAAUGCCAUCACACGCAUGCGAAAGCCGAUUAUCUGUGCUGUCGCAGGCUUUGCACUUGGCGGUGGAUUCGAGCUGGCAAUGAUGUGUGAUAUCAUCUACGCCGCUGAUAAUGCCAAGUUUGGAUUACCAGAAUUGACUGUCGGAACUAUCCCUGGGGCUGGUGGGACUCAACGCCUUACGAGAGUCAUCGGAAAGCAAAAGGCCAUGGAUAUGAUCUUGACGAGCCAAACGCUUACCGGCAGUGAGCUGGAAGGGCUGGGAUUGGUGGCCCGAACUUAUCCUGUGGAUCAAUUGCUUGAGGAGACAAUGAAGUCGGCCAUCAUUAUCGCUGGAAAGUCCAUUCCUGUGGUAGCUCUGGCGAAAGAGGCUGUUCUCAAUGGUAAGCUUGCCUUCUCAAGCAUCCAUACAAUACUUGUGGAUUAAUAUAAACCGCAAACUAAUUUUGACAGCGGACCAAACUACGUUGGAUGCGGGGUUGAAGCUCGAGCGAGCUUUGUAUUACAGUUCUUUUGCUCUGGAAGACAGGACAGAAGGCAUGUCUGCUUUCGUCAACAAGCGAAAGCCGGAGUUUAAGAACUGUUGAUCAAUGCUUAGAGCUGUAGCUAAAUUGGUGUCGUAUGGAAACAAUACCUGAAUACGCCUUCCCGGGGCCCUUUGUUUUCCUGUCAAUUUGAGUCACGUGAUACAGCAUUGCAUCUCAAACUUUAUCCACCACUCGACCGGAAUUUUCCGUAUUUCUCCAUUUGAAUUUGCGGAUUAUCCCUUCUGAUCUGGUGGAUACUUGAAAGAUGAUAAGGUCUCCCUCCAUCUCUGAAAUUGAUUUUUCCUUGCAGCCCCGUAUUGACUAAUAAUCUAGAUGUCAUUCUUCGUGCCCAACUCAACCCCGAUGUGAAUUGUGUUUCACGGCAGAUCAUGUCACAUACAGUACCAGAAGAUUCAUGGCCACAAAGUCUCCAGAAUGGUCUGAUUUACGGUCGUGUGUGAAUUCAGUCGGUCAGAUCAGAAAGAGAUCUCAUGCAAAGCAAGAUUAGUUGGCCAAUGAUGAAAGAGCAAUCUGUCAAGGAAAUCUGGUAAGCCCUAUAAGCUUGUGAAAUAUUCAGACUUGGAGAUUUGAUAAUCAAGGACCGCGAAAAUAUCAGAAACCUUCUCAUCCUGUGGCGCUUGGGUAAUCUCCGCUGAUAUUUUGUUUUUCCACUUGGUCCAACUUCCUUCCCCCUUUAUCCGUAGCCGAAACCAAAAUUCACUACCCUCCAAGAAUCACUGCCUAACUAGCAAAGCAAUUUUUCAGUCCCCAUUUCGGUCCCCGUACCUCAAUUCUUCUCCAUCCGAUACGCAAACCACUCAUGUCGUUCGGGUUGGUGGUUCCAUUGUUCCAACUGCGAUGGCCCAAUCGACUGUUGCGAGAGAUUCGCUUGUGUCAGAGCCUUGUCGUUAUAAGCUCUAGUAAUGGUAAGCUUAUAUAUCCUUCGGGGUAUUAUAGUUCCAUGACUGACCUUUCUUCCACCAGUGUCUCGAUUUCUUUGAAAGUGGGCAUCGUUGCAGCACUUCUCCCCUUUUCAUGUCGUCCAGACCUGGUAUUUGACGAGCUUUUAACCGAAUGCUGUGCAAUUGUGCUCGAUCUGAGCGACUCAGAAGUUGAAGUGGCCCGGUCCAUGACUUUUUGGUAAAUUCGUAUGCUUGAGUUAUUGGAUUUGGGACUCUGAAUACGCCGAUCUGAUAAUCGAGUAGGUUUCUCUGCGACCCUUCAUAGAACAAACAGUACUGGCUAACACCUUCUUUUAUCUCCCAUGAAUCCUCACUGUGUCACCUCCCAAAAAAGACUCGACAAUUAAACUCCGUCAUUACCGUCAGAAUUGGAAGCGGCUCAUGGCAGGAAGAAAUGCGUGUCAGAACCGUCCCGAAGCCUCUCAUUUCGAAGCAAGUGACUUUCUCCAGUGACAAUUCUGAUAGAUCCCAUCUCUAAUAGCCAAUAUUGGACAACGAGAAGUCCCCGGAGACUGUUAUAGGCCAGUCGUCGUGAGCCUCGACUGGAGAAGUCACUCUCUGCGUGAGGCAUACAUCUCUCAUCUCCAUCAACACGCCCAAUCCGCCUCCUUUCCAAGGUAAUUCGUUACCUUAUCAUGACAUUGUUCUCGUAAACCCACACCGCAAGUACGCAUCGUGACCCUCCGAUGAUGGCCAAGUUCGAGUUUGUUGUACAUAACGAGUCGUGCGUGGUACAUUUGCCCCCACGAGUUUUCCGUGUGGAUAUACUACACCAUGCCAUAAGUACAUUUUCUGGUUGGCUGUUAAUGAGAUACGAGAACCGUAUCAUCGGGGAAGCGGACACCGGGUUUUCCUUGCUGCAUAUGACGGCCAAAUGAUGGAUUGAAAGAUGUUGGGGUGUUCUCGAUUUUUUAAUAACAUACCAAUGGGGUCCAGUUGUGAAACAAUACUCACAGUAUCGGGAGCGACAACAUGGCUCUCUAAUCAUGGAAUACUUGUCAAGAAAAGCCGUAACAUCAAUCCGGAUCGAUUAUCUCUCGGCCGGGGAACUAUAUGGUGACACCCUUAAUCCCUCAUGUGGUUGAAUAGCACCACAUUCCUUGGAAACUAUCAGGUUUGUGAAAGAACUAUAUAGUUGGUCAAUGAUGUGAGCUGGGAUACAACGGGCCGUACCCGAUUGAUGGACACCUGCAGCAUCGUUGGUGCCCAAGUUACUCCUUUAGGCGGGAACGAAUUCCUUUUUUGGUAAUUGUCAUGUUCUCUCCACGAGGCCAGCAUAUGCGUGGAAUCUGAUCAGAAGGUCUUUUUUCUGGUACUACAUAAUACUGUACUCCCAUAUUCCGGAUCGAUUCCGAUGUUAUCUUGGAAUUAUAUGCUGCUUGGCAGUAUUGUUGAGGUGGCACUUGGGAGAGCCUCAACUAACGACAAGAGUUUGCACAUGAAUUGGAUUUAGACGGUAUGUUUAACCAACAACGGAGAGGAGCAAAAAGUGAACCGGGUUGUAUUCUUGGGAAGAAGAGAUAAGCAGUACAGAAACAUAAGUCCGACUUCGUACACAAAUCUUGUACCCCGCACAGGGUUUAAAUCCCAAAACAGCCUCCUUUACUGGGUAUCUUUGUGUUUUCAUUUGCCCCCAAACUUCCAGUGGAUUUCCAAUACGCCAGCAACUGAUUGAAAACGAUAGUACCUUACACCCCCAAUAAGCAAAGAAAGAAGGAAGAGAGAGAAGGAAAAGUAAAGAUAAUUAAGCAAUAUGAGUCGACAUACAAAAAUAGAAUUACAUCAUUCCUCGUCCACAGUGGCACAAACGCAGAAUAUAUUCUGCAGCGAUAACAACCCCUCCAAAGUCCGUGUAAUGGCACCAAAAGACAGAGCUGUCCUUGAAGCGAGCGUAUGACCGGAA